Molecule: messenger RNA, 918 nt
Organism: Penicillium canescens
Lineage: Eukaryota; Fungi; Ascomycota; Eurotiomycetes; Eurotiales; Aspergillaceae
Exons: 8
Coding region: 1-918 (305 amino acids)
Source: RefSeq, a predicted model, not a curated record
AUGCGAUCUCUAGCUACCGCUUGCUGGCUUCAUGGACUACUCCUAGCAACAAUUGUCUCCGGGGUGUGCGGGAGUACAGGGACAGAACCGGAUUUCAUGAGCGUGAGAAAGAACGUAACAAGAGAGUAUAAAAGCGAGAAGAAAAUACCAACAGAGAAAUAUUUCCAUGAAUCAUCUUUCCAUUAUCAUUAUGACGGCCGCUUCGCCAAUGAAACUCUCCCAGAAUCAGAUGUCAUCCCACAUCUCUCAGCCCUAGUCCAAACAUACUUCUCGACAAUGAACGCCAUCGGUGCAGAGACAUGGAUUAUGCACGGCACGCUGCUGGCCUGGUGGUGGAAUCAGAAGAUCUUCCCGUGGGACAACGACUUAGAUGUCCAAAUUUCAGAAGCAACAAUCCACUUCCUAGCAGAAUACUAUAACAUGACAGAGCACCAUUUCGAUCUCCCCGACGUUGAUGGUGGUCGCGCCUACAUGCUCGAAAUCAAUCCCAACUAUGUCGUCAAGUCUGAACGAGAUACAAUGAACAAGAUCGACGCGCGCUGGAUUGAUAUGUCGUCGGGCCUUUUCAUUGAUAUCACUGCUGUGCGCAAGGAUGAGAAUAAGAGGAAGAAUGGACAUCCGGAGGCGUUGACUUGCAAGGAUAAGCAUCAUUACGAGGAAAGUGAUAUUUUCCCGCUGCGUGAUAGCACCUUUGAGGGAGUUGCGGUUAAGAUUCCAUAUGCUUAUACUUGGCUUCUUGAGGAGGAAUAUGGACCUAAGGCUCUGACACAGACGACCUUUUCAGGUCAUACUUUCAACGGGGCGAACAAGAUCUGGGAAUCUACAAAGCGAAAGCUUAAACGCUUCCUUCGACGAGGCUGGCGAGGCGAUGACUUGCCAGUCCGUACCUCGGAUCUCAAUCCUAUUAUAGAGACAUGA